Messenger RNA from Tinamus guttatus (white-throated tinamou), 180 nucleotides. Lineage: Eukaryota; Metazoa; Chordata; Aves; Tinamiformes; Tinamidae. The record is from RefSeq and is a predicted model, not a curated record.
AUGACAGUGUCCUCAAUGUUACCUUUUAAUCACAAAAGGGAGAAGGAGCGGGAGCAACUGGCUUCCCUGAGGAAACACCACGAGGAGGAGAUCGACCAUCACAAGAAGGAGAUCGAGCGCCUGCAGAAAGAGAUCGAGCGCCACAAGCACAAGAUCAAGAAGCUGAAGGACGAUGACUAA